This is a messenger RNA of Kluyveromyces lactis, 903 nucleotides long. RefSeq names its product post-initiation translation factor DPC29 (gene DPC29). The transcript has a single exon. The record is from RefSeq and is a predicted model, not a curated record. Gene Ontology annotation, cellular component: mitochondrion. Lineage: Eukaryota; Fungi; Ascomycota; Saccharomycetes; Saccharomycetales; Saccharomycetaceae. The coding region runs from base 1 to 903 and encodes 300 amino acids.
AUGUUAAAGAUAAGUGCUUCAAGAAGUUUAGGUAGUGGGAGUGUCUUCAGCAGAAGGUUUUUGCACGGGACCAGAGUCGUCAAUGCCGGACAUAGUAAAUGGGCUAACAUCAAGCAUACAAAGGCCAAAAACGACGCUGAAAGAACCAAGAUAUACAAUAAGAUUGCUAAUCAGAUUUCUGUCGCCGUGAAACUGGGUGGAUCUGCGGAUCCUGCUAUGAAUAUCAGACUUGCAACUGCCAUUGAAUUGGCUAAUAAGAACAAUGUGACGAAGAAAGUCAUUGAAAAUGCGAUCAAAAAGGGUUCAGGUACCAAUGAUGGCGCAAGCGCUGGUGCAGAGCCAUGUACAUACGAGGGAAUAGGUCCAGCUGGGGUUGCAUUUGUCGUUGAAGCACUUACGGACAACAAGAACAGAACCGUGGGAUUAAUCAGAUCUACAUUCAAUAAAUUCAAUGGAAACAUGACACCGACCUUAUACUUCUUUGAAAGGAAAGGGUACGUUGUCAUUGAACCUAAAGAAGAUCAACCCAGAGAUUUCGACUCAGUGAUGGACAUAGUGUUGGAAAUAGAUGGAGUGGAAGAUUUAGAACAGGAUACUCCAAACAGCGAAGAUACUACUGGGGAAAGCGAACCACUAUCAUCGCAAGAUGAGAAUUCAAGCGGUAAUGAUGCUAGCGCACUAUUCGAAGUUAUCACAGAGGCUCAACAGACUAACAAAGUGGCUGAAACGUUGAGGAAUCAAGGGUUCCAUAUCAGAGAAAUGGGAGUGGAGUAUGUUCCUCGUGAAGAGACAGCGAUGAGUCCCGUCACUGACACUGAAUUACAUGCAAAGCUAGAGAAAUUCAUCAAUCAAUUAGAAGAAAUCGACGAUGUUACGCAGAUCUAUUCCAACAUCAAAGAAUAA